AUGCUGAGCAUCAGCCCAAUUGCUCCACUCUACCUCGCUCCUGUGAUUAAGGAGAAGUUGAAUAUGACCACAAUCUUUGAAGAGGAGGAUGGCAAUGUGAAGACCGUCCCAGCCACCAUUUUGUGCGUGAAGAAAGGUGGGAACAUGGUGACCGACAAGCGAUGGCCCGAGAAGCAUGGCCACUACUCGGUUCAGGUGGGUUAUGAGCGCUAUGAGCCCAACAAGUAUGAAAGGAGCGGCAAACGAGCACUUCAGAUUCAGCGCUUGGCACGCAACGAGUGCCCUCCCUUGCGGAAGAUCAAGGACUUCCGCGUGAGGCCACAAGAUUGGGAGAAGUGGGAGGUUGGCCAGAAGAUUUGGCCCUCAGACCUCUUCAAGGAAGGCGACAUCGUUGACAUCCAUGGUUGGGCCAAGGGCAAAGGCUUUGCCGGCCGUAUCAAGCGAUGGGGCGGCAAGCGCGGACCCAUGGGCCAUGGCUCGAAGCAUCACAGGAGAGAGGGUUCCAUUGGCGCUGCUCGGCCGAAGCGCGUCUUGCCACGAAAGAAGAGAGCUGGCUGGAUCGGACCCUUGGCGCAAGACAACAUGCCGGAAUCCAUCAUCGUGGUGAAGGGCUCCGUGCCCGGCUACACCGCGCACUGGGAGUCCGGCGGCUCCUAUGUGUGGCUGCACCCGGCCAAGAAUCGCUCUGAUGGGCGCUUCAAGCGCGAUCCUGUGUGGCUUUGGUACUACCACAAGGGUGAGAGCGCUGACCCCUUGACGCCGAUCCCGGAGAAAGCCUGGACUUGGAAGACCAUGUGGGGCCGCGACGUGCGGUGGAUCACAGCAGAGGUCAAGAAGUAUUGGCCGGACGGCUUCCCCGGCUAUGACCACAUCAUGGAUCCCUUCUACGAUGACUGCGAUCCUCACAUUGCUGUUAAGGCUCCAGAGUGGUAG
Messenger RNA from Durusdinium trenchii, 933 nucleotides. The record is from the annotation of a GenBank genome assembly. NCBI's taxonomy places the organism in Eukaryota, Dinophyceae, Suessiales, Symbiodiniaceae.